Molecule: messenger RNA, 1041 nt
Organism: Coniophora puteana RWD-64-598 SS2
Lineage: Eukaryota; Fungi; Basidiomycota; Agaricomycetes; Boletales; Coniophoraceae
Exons: 6
Source: RefSeq, a predicted model, not a curated record
CUCUUCACACGUUAUUUGGCUGUAACACUUGAACCGCUUUCUGGAUGAUGCUCAAGGCUCCCAAUUACGACAAUGUCUGUUAGGCUUCACUGGAUUACUGAUUGGUAACAGCAUCGCCUCAUUCAAUCAUGGAGUCGCGGUGACCGCUUGAAGUACUGCCUUCAGUUUCAGUACGCAGGUAUCCGCCACAACUAUGUACGGUUGUCCAGUUUCCGCAUCGCCUAUGUUUGACAGUUGAUGCCGAGCUAGCCGGCUGCCUCUUGCAACCUAAUGCCCAUUGUCACGACUCUCCUGGAUGACCAGUCCCCUCUCAUCCAAUAUAACGGAAUUUGGGGGUAUGGAGGAUCUGCAGGCGACGUAUACGGAAGCUACUAUUACCUCGGCACAUACACCGUGAGCAACAGGCCUAACAACCAGUCAGCGACGUUCACCUUCAAAGGCACGGGCUUCACGAUAUAUGGUAGCAAUCGAGGCGACCAUGGAUUGUUUCAAGUCAGCGUAGAUGGGGAAACUUAUCAAAAUAACUCGGAAAAUGCAGCUGCCGUGACGUUGCAGCAGGUACUACUCACUCAAACAAAUCUAACUCAAGGCGAGUUGCACAAUGUCACGAUCACAAACUUGGCGCCUCUCGACAGCCCUUAUCUAGACGUUGAUUUCGUAACAUGGGAAACCCCAGUGGGAGAGGAUGAUCAAGGAAUCGCCUCGAUCCUUGUCCAGGAUACAGACCCUAGCUUCGAUUAUCAGCCAGCUGAUGCAUGGAGUACAAAUCCGUCGAACAUUACCCAGUAUAAGGAUGGGACGGGCCAUAUUACCUCUACAGACGGCGCAUAUGUGGCAUUUACUCUCACUGGCGAUGUCGUCAACCUCUAUGGUUCUACCGGCCCCGAAUGCGGCAACUACUCUAUUUCAUUGGACGAGGGCCCGGCGUCGCAAUACAAUGCUUCCAGAGCGUUUUCAGCUUAUCAAAACGUCAUUUACCAUGCCAAUAACCUAGGUCCUGGUACGCACAAAAUCAAUGUAACAAAUAAUGUCGCUGUCGGU